AUGUCGUCUUCAAGUUCCGAUUCGGGAGCAUCAUCUAUCGCCAAUCAACGCCAGCGAAACGAACUUUUCAAAGAGAAUACUCAGUACACAAACCAGAUGAAUGACAUGAUCUCGCUGGUUUCAACGAUUGAUGUAAAGGCAGAUGACGCUUUCGACAAUGAAUACUCCGCAAAUCGGCUUUUUAUUUCAAACUUUCCCUUCAGUUGGACCGAAAAAGAUUUGAGGGAUUUCUUGAAAGAUUUUGAACCAGUAGCUGAGGUGGAAAUUGUCUACAACGAGCGUGGGAGCAAGGGUUUUGGUUUCGUGACAAUCAAUGACGCGAAAAAAUGCAUGGAUGCUCGCGCCUUUUUGAAUCAUAAAAUUGUCAACGGUCGACGGGUUGAAGUUCGCCGUGCACAUAAGCAUAAGCGAGCGAUGAAUUCUGGCUCAACAAAGCAAAACUAUCAGCAGCAACUUCAGAAUUUGAACAGCAUGCUUCAACAAACGGCACUACUGCAAGCAACGCUUAUGCAACCUGGUCUUCUCAAUUUGCUACAACAGCAACUAAUGGUUCCAAACCCUGUUGCGAAACACCCUGGAGUAUCCGCUUCAGCUAUAGAUCUUGCGUCACUCAUUCAAAAAGCGCCAACAACUUUAAGAAAUCCGUAUUCCCUACGGAAUCAAAACUAUCAAUACACUAUGCAGAACGCCGAAAGGGUUGAGCAAAUGUACCCCUCGAUGAAUGUUGGGGCAAGCUCGUCAGCAUCGGUAGAAAGUUCGUCGGGAAGUUCGGCUUCUUCGCCGCUCUCCUUCGAUCCUUCUGGAGAUACUCAGCUGAAUAGCUUCAGUGGCGGAAUCGAUGCAUUCAAGGCUCCAACAUAUGAAGCAAAUCUCUAUGUUAACCAGGGUCUAUUUGAUGCGGGUACUUACAAUGCGCUGUCUCAAUACAAUCGCUCAGUUUCGCUACUCGGUCAUUUUUAUUUUUUGCUCUGCUCAGCCAUA
Mesorhabditis belari is the source of this 981-nucleotide messenger RNA. The record is from the annotation of a GenBank genome assembly. NCBI's taxonomy places the organism in Eukaryota, Metazoa, Nematoda, Chromadorea, Rhabditida, Rhabditidae.